AUGUCUGUACCCGAGAAAUUACCCAAGAUUGGCUACAGCGACCAUUACUGCUUUGUUGUCCGGCAGAAAUUGCCUCGAGCAAAACCACCGCCCAAAGAGACUAUCUUUAGACGAAACACCCGUGGUAGUCGAAUUCGAGAAUUUGGCCAGUGGAGAACCUCGUUUUCAUGGCAAGAGGUGAUCUCGAAAGGUUCGUGUCAAGAUAAAUUUGAAUGUUUCCAUCGUACUCUUUUAGGAGCUGUUGAAAAAUAUUUACCUAUGAAGGCAGUACGUAAAUGCCGCUCCGACAAGCCUUGGAUGACAAGCAAGAUAAAAUCAUUGAUUAGGAAAAGGCAAACAUGUAUGUCAAAAUAUGGGAAGGAGUCCUCUUCCUUCAAAUUUUGGGAAAUAAAGUUGCCCAAUCCAUCGAAGAAUGUAAGGAAUCGUAUUAUAAGUGUAAAGUUAGAAACCUAA
This is a messenger RNA of Paramuricea clavata, 453 nucleotides long. NCBI's taxonomy places the organism in Eukaryota, Metazoa, Cnidaria, Anthozoa, Malacalcyonacea, Plexauridae. The record is from the annotation of a GenBank genome assembly.